Molecule: messenger RNA, 1278 nt
Organism: Stylophora pistillata
Lineage: Eukaryota; Metazoa; Cnidaria; Anthozoa; Scleractinia; Pocilloporidae
Biological process (GO): calcium ion import across plasma membrane
Cellular component (GO): plasma membrane
Molecular function (GO): calcium channel activity
Source: RefSeq, a predicted model, not a curated record
AUGGAUGAAGUUACUGCUGAAAAACUGAUUCAAGAGUUCAAAAACAAUGGAAAAUUGGACUCUGAAGAUCCAGCACUCUUGAUGUUAAAAAGAUGGCCAGCAUCUAAGCAAUACCAAGAGAAUCCUGAGAAACUUCCAGGACUUGAAAAGCUGGUAAAUCGAUUGUUGGAAAUUCUGUUGGAAAGUGAACUGAACUCAGGUAACAGAUAUGAGAUGUUCAGAGAUGAGGAUGAUAAAGCAGGGAAGACAUUGCUGCACUAUGCUGCAGAACUUGGAUUUUUGUGUGUCACUAGAACACUGGUGAAUAAAAUUCCAUGGCUUUUGACAGUGGAGACAGUGGCUUUUGACAAUGGAGCACCGAAUAAAAAGCAAGAGCUGUUACCAGUUGACAUGGCAUUAAUAACAGAGAAUGAUGAAGUGGCAGCAUAUUUGAUAAGAAUGAUGUUGCCUGACAGAGCCCUGAGUCUCUUUUCAUGGAAUCCAGGUAAUAUGACAAACCCUCAGCCAUCCCAUGUCAGUCUCAAAUCCAUUAUUGACAAUCCAAAGAUGAAGAAAACAGUGGUAGCUGUGUUAGAUCAGAUGGUGAUCCCGCACUGGCCGCAUCUUCCAAAACGUAAAGAAAGGUACGAGAGUGAAGAAGAGAAAGAGGCAAUUGAAGGGGUCUGGAGUACAAUGACUGAAAAUCCUUUGAAUUAUCAGUUUUGUUAUCAUGUACUGGAUGCUGAUGAGGGAGGACGACCUCCAAAUAUCAACCUGUCAGCAGGGGAACAACAAGCAGAUAAUGAGUAUUUUAACUGGAGAGACAAGUCUUGUUUACAUGUGAUUGGAAAAAGCUAUAACAUGGAGGCCCUGCAGCAUCCAGUGGUCAGAAUGUUGAUCGAAACAAAGUGGAAAAGCUACGGACACUGGUUUCUCUGCCUUCAAGCAGGAUUAUAUGUAAUCUUCUUGCUGUGCCUGUCAUAUUCUCUGCUGUAUGGUUCAACCAAACCAGACCCCACUCAGUACAGGGGCGGGGCAGAUUUCCUUCGUGGGCUUUGUGAGGUGGUCACCCUCUCUAUGGUAUUGUUUUAUAUCUACGAAGAAAUCAAUCAAAUGAGAAUUGAGAGAAAUUCAUAUUUCACUGAGUGGAUGACCUUGUUUGACUGGUUAGGCCUGCUGUUGAUCCUGUGUAUCAUACCCUUGCGGUACACUAAAAGCAAAGCACAGUGGCUAGUGGCAUCGUUGGCUUUCCUGUUCAAUUUCCUGAGGUUAUUUAAGUUCUCUUGUGUGACAAGGUAA